CUUAAGGUGGCUGUGUUUAUAUCUCAAUUGUACACCUUGAGGGGUCGGGUCCACAGUUUUGGCCUUCUUGACGGCAUGGGGAACACCUUCGCUGAGCACUUGUGGAGGUUGAGCUUGUCGACGCUGCUCGGUUCACUCAAGAAGGCCAAAACUGUGGACCCGACCCCUCAAGGUGUUAUUGUGUUGGGGAGCCAUUCUGUGCCCGAAUGUGUGACGAAGGUCCUCGGCCUUGGGCCCAAGUUCAGUCUACAGCCGGCAACCAGUAAGGCUGAAGUCCUGGGGUACAUUAGGAAUGUAGCCAGGCCCCUGCCGGAAGAUGCUCAGGCUUCCUGUAUUGGCCAAGCGGUAGGAGCAGUUAAAAGCACGGCUCUACCUAGGUCACGGUUACGACAAAUGAAACAAGUUGUGCAGUACUCCGAGUCUGCGGAUGUCAAUCUCGUUACGGCGGACAAGGAGGGUGGAUUUGUUGUAGUUCCUCGGCAACUUUACGUCCACAAGAGCGAAGAGGCACUGGACAAGAAUUUCCGGAAGGCUUCGGCGGACGAUGAAAGGAAGGCACGAACCAAGGUGUUGGACAUUUGUGGAAGUGCUGAUCUUCUGCAGCUAGCAAAGAAUGUGAGAAGCCGCAAAGAGAAGUUCCUUAAAGUCUUCUACACGGCAAAAACUCACAAAGACGGUGUCCCCUUCAGAGCUAUUGUUUCGGAGAAUGGGACCUGGCAAAAAUGUGUGUCGUUGUUUCUGCAGCGUCAUCUUUCUGAACUCGAUGUUCCGGACCCUUUUGUUAUACCCAACUCCGGACCUGUUGUGGAUUACCUCAAGGGAGAGUCAAGGAAAAACAUGACCGUUUUUUCAGUUGAUGUUGUCGACCUGUUUUACUCAAUUCCACAUGUCCAACUCCUACAGUCAGUGGAGGAUAUCAUCGAGCGCUCGGGAGGAGUACGGUUCCAGAAUAAUGCGGGAGUCUCCAUUUCGACGUUCAUGGAGCUACUCACGGUUUAUCUGUCUUCGACCGUAGUUCAAAACUCUGGACAGUUCUACAUUCAGAAGAAAGGAACUCCCAUCGGCUCGUGUGUUUCACCGGUUUUACGCGGGAUAUUCCUGGCCGCUGUGGACAAUCAGGUCUACGAAACAUUGAAGGAUAGGUGCAUCUUUAGGAUUUUUCGCUACGUGGACGAUUACUUAAUUUUUUUCACAGAUUCGGAUUCCUCGAGGAUGGAUACACACUAUAUUUUAGAUCUAUUCAAAGCCAACGCCGGUGGCCUCGAUUUUACCUUCGAACUGCCUGUGAAAGGUUGCAUUCAGUUUUUGGACAUUAGAAUGGUUGAUUCUGUGUUUCACAAAUGCUGGUCCUACCACCCGAGGUCCAGGAAGGCCGUACUCCCUUUUAGUUCUUGCCAUACCAAAAUUGUCAAGAGGGGCAUUGUUCGAACCAUGUUGCGCUCUGCGCUCAACAAGUCUUGUGAACAUGAGAUGCAGCACAGCUUCCAAGCACAGCUGGGGAAGUUGGCAGCUGGUGGAUACCCGGACACCCUCACCCAAUCUGUGUCAGAGACCCUCAUCACCGAGAUGCGGCAGGCCUCGACCACAGAGAGGAGGAGGCCCGAAGGAAGACCAGUCUGCAUUCCUUAUGUACAUAAAAUUUCGCACAACAUCAAGAAAGUAGCCGAAAGACAUGGUGUCCCAGUGGUCCUGUCCGCUCCGGUGAAGCUACAACAGCUGUGCUCCAGAGUCAAUAACCCCAAGCCACGUCGGGGUUGUGAAGUCCAGCAUAAGAGGCCUUUCGUAAAAUGUGACACAUCUUUGGUUUAUAAAAUCCCUUUGACCUGCGGCAAGUACUAUAUAGGGCAGACUGGAAGGUGUCUUAGUGUUAGGUUACUUGAACAUGCAGCUGCACUAAAAAACACGCCCAGUGGUCACCUUGCACUACAUGUAAGGGAUUGCGGUUGUACACCGUCAUUUGACCGCACGUGCACGCUUGCCAAGCAUCCCAAUCAGACAGUGAGGGAGAUACACGAGGCCUUCAACAUUUUUCAGCAUGGUCCCGAUUGUGUUAGCUCCCCUUCAAUAGCCUUGUCUUCUGCGGAAUGUAGUUAUCUAAAUGACAGUCGCACAGAUCGUGAUAUCGCCGUUUGA
This is a messenger RNA of Ornithodoros turicata, 2133 nucleotides long. RefSeq lists its product as uncharacterized. Lineage: Eukaryota; Metazoa; Arthropoda; Arachnida; Ixodida; Argasidae. The record is from RefSeq and is a predicted model, not a curated record. The transcript has 3 exons. The annotation marks the transcript as partial.